AUGGCCGACUUUGUAAGACGCCUCGAGAGAUUGCGCCGUAGACAGCGAGUAGAAAGGGUUAUACCCGAUCGUAUAAACCCUCUUGAGGUUUUAUCACGCUCCGAGAUUAGGCAACGCUACAGAUUCCAUCCGGAAUCUAUUGUUUUUCUAUUGGGAAUGAUUUUCAACGCGUUGGAGAGCCCGACUUUUCGUUCGUCUCCCCUUCCGCCCAUGAUAUCUCUCCUGGUUACGCUCCAGUUUUUUGCCAGUGGAGCCCAUUAUCUUGUUAUUGGAGACAUUCACGGUGUCUCCAAGUCUUCGGUGUCUCGGGCUGUUCGGAGAACCACAGCAGCAAUUUGUUCACUAAGAGACAGAUACAUCAAAUUCCCGAGGAACGACGCUGCAAGAGCAAUCCACAAAGAAUUUUACAACAUAGCAAGUAAGUAUCGGACGAAGCGAUAUGAUUGGUUUCCAAUGUAA
Molecule: messenger RNA, 459 nt
Organism: Mercenaria mercenaria
Lineage: Eukaryota; Metazoa; Mollusca; Bivalvia; Venerida; Veneridae
Exons: 1
Coding region: 1-459 (152 amino acids)
Source: RefSeq, a predicted model, not a curated record